AUGGACAUCGACAUCGCAGCCUUAUCUGAGCGCUGCAAGGCGCUGAAGGCCGAAGCUAUCUCGCUCCGCGCAGCGGGCGACAAGCAUGGCGCUCUCGCCAAAGUCCGAGAGAUGAAGGCGCUCCAUGCACAACUCGCAGAGGCGGAGGCGGCGAAGGCGGCGGCGACCGAGGCGGCAAAGGCGGCCGAGGCCGAGGCGGCGCGGGCGGCCGAAGAGGCGGCGCGCGCGGCGGAGGAGGAGUCGGCGCGGGUGGCGGCAGAGCAGGCGGCGGCCUCAGAGAAAUCCCGCCUCGAGGAGCAGGCUGCUGCGGAGGCGGCUGCAGCGGAGGCGGCGGCUGCUGAGGCGGCUGCAGCGGAGGCGGCGGCUGCUGAGGCGGCUGCAGCGGAGGCGGCGGCUGCUGAGGCGGCUGCAGCGGAGGCGGCGGCUGCUGAGGCGGCUGCAGCGGAGGCGGCGGCUGCUGAGGCAGCUGCAGCGGAGGCGGAGCGAGUACGCCUGGAGGAGGCCGUCCGAGCCGAGGCCGAGAAGGCGGCGAAGGAGGAGGAGGCGAGAGUGGCUGCUGAGGAGGCGGCGAAGGAGGCGGAGAGGGCGGCGGCGGCAGAGGCUGCUGCUGAGGCAGAGGCAGAGGCUGCUGCAGAGGCAGAGGCGGAGGCUGCCGCGGAGGCGGAGCGAGUACGCCUGGAGGACGAGGCGCGCGAGCAAGCCGAAGCCGAGGCGGCCGCUGCGGCGGAGGCGGAGCGGGUGAGGCAGAAGGAGGAGGAUGCCCGUCUCAGGGCGGAAGAGGAGGAGGCGGCGGAGGCGGAGGCGGAGGCGGAGGCGGAGGCGGCAGAGGCUGCAGCGGUGGCGGAGGAGGAGCGGGACAGUCUCGACUCGCUCGACCACCUCUUCGCUCGACCACCUGACGCUGAGGCUGCUGCGGCGGCGGCGGUUGCGGAAGAGCGCCUGUCCAACGGCUGCAGAGAUGGCCCCGCGCUCCAGGGUGUGGCGGAGGAGGAGCAGGAGCAGCAGGAGCAACAGGAGGCAGAGGAGGAGCAACAGCAGGAGCAGAAGCAAGAGGACGAGGACGAGGACGAGGGCGAGGGCGAGGACGAGGCGGUGGCAGCGGCCAUGGCGGCCGAGGCGACGGCGGCGGCGUGGAGGGCGGCGGCGGGCGAGAGGCGCGGCGGUUUUGAGGUUGCCGCGGCGGCCGAGGUGGCAUCUCUCAAGGCGCAGCUGUCCGAGGCAGAAACAGAGCUGGGCCGGUCGCGCGAGGCAGAGGCGGAGGCGCGUGCGCGCGUGGCCGAGGUCGAAGUCGAGCUCUCCGCGGCGGGAGAGCGCGGUGGCGCGGCGGCGGCGGCGCACGCGGCGGAACUGGAAGCGGCGCGGCUCGCCGAGGCGAACGAACGCUUGGUGGUGGCGGAGGCGGCGGCGGCGGACGAGGCGGCGGCGCGGGCGGCGGCGGAGGGCGCGACGGCGGCGGCGGCCGAGGCGGCGGCGGCGGCGGCGGCGGCGCGGGCGGCGGCGGACGCACAGUUGGCCGGUGUGCGGGAGGCGGCGGAGGAGGAGAGGCGCGCCGCUGUCUCCGCCGCCGACGGCUUGCGUGCGCAGCUCGAGGCUGCCAGUGCGGCAGCCGCGGCCGGUGCCGCGGGGCUGCAGGGGGCGGAGCAGGCGGCAUCGAGGGCGACCGCGGAGGCGGCGGCGGAGAAGGAGCGACGGGCAGUGGCCGACGAGACGGCGCACGCCCUCAAGGAGGAGCGCGAUAAGCUUCGCGACGAGCUGAGCUUGCUGCACGAGCGUGCGGCCAAGCUGCCGCAGCGCUUCGCCGCCGGCCUGCUCCUCGGCAAGCCGAUGCCCGAGGAGGACCCCGCCGACCUUGGCCCGCUAGAGCAGGCGAGAUAUGCGGACUCCUUUCACACACUCCCACACAAGAAGACGCUCCGGAGGACACCAGAUUGCGGAUGCCCACCUCGUGCAGUUAGGACUCUCCCUUCUGAUCCCGGCCGUCUCUCCACCGCCGCCGAGCCCGCCACCGCCCUCACCUCCGCCACCCAGCCCACCGCCGCCCUCCCCUCCGCCGCCCUCGCCGCCUCCGCCCUCGCCGCCGCCGCCUUCACCGCCGUCCCCGUCGCCGCCACCGCCAAGCCCGCCGCCGCCCUCCCCUCCGCCGCCCUCGCCGCCGCCGCCCUCGCCCCUGACCCCGGCCGUCUCGAGCAGAUUGCGGACGCCCACCUCGGCAACAUCGCCGGCCUCGCAUCGAUGGCCGUCGCCAAGCUCAGCCCCUUCGGCUGGUUCGGCGGAGGCGCCGAGGGCGGAGGUGCGGAGGAGGCGGCGGCGGCGGCGGUGCCGGUGGCGGAGACGGUGGCGGAGGCAGUACCGGAGGCGGAGGCGGUGCCGGUGCCGGUGCCGGUGGCGGAGGCGGAGGCGGAGGCGGAGGCGGAGGCUGAGGGGCGCGAAGUGGAGGGCUCGGGGGUCAGGCCUGCGGCGGGGUCGCCAGUUCCCGCGGCGGCGGCGACGCAGCAAGGGGCGAGCGAGGAGGAGAUGGUGAGAGAGCUGGUGAGUGCCAUGCCCGUGGCGACGCUCGCAGCGGCGACGCCGAGCGCGGCGACGUAG
Molecule: messenger RNA, 2586 nt
Organism: Emiliania huxleyi CCMP1516
Lineage: Eukaryota; Haptophyta; Isochrysidales; Noelaerhabdaceae
Exons: 3
Coding region: 1-2586 (861 amino acids)
Source: RefSeq, a predicted model, not a curated record